Messenger RNA from Acanthocheilonema viteae, 537 nucleotides. The record is from the annotation of a GenBank genome assembly. NCBI's taxonomy places the organism in Eukaryota, Metazoa, Nematoda, Chromadorea, Rhabditida, Onchocercidae.
AUGACUACUGAACCUAACCGUUUAAUAUAUCAACUGGUUAAACUGUCGAUUUUGAACUACUUAGUAUCAGUUGCACGUGAACUUCACAAGAAUCCGGAUGAAUAUGCGAUGGAACGGUAUAUGUAUGUGCUGUGUUUUAAAUGUAAAAAGGCUUAUUUUGGUGGUGAAAGUCGUUGUCAGCAAGAACUGGACAAUUCACAGUAUAAUCCUGAAGAAUUGAUCUGUGGGGGCUGUUCGGAUGUUGUGGGUGCACAAAUCUGUGGACGUCAUGGAGUAGACUUCCUUGAAUUUAAAUGUCGUUUUUGUUGUUCUGUUGCUGUUUAUUUUUGCUUUGGUACCACACACUUCUGUACGGCAUGUCACGAUGAUUUCCAACGAUUGAUGUGUUUGCCGAAGAAACUGCUACCCAAAUGUCCAGCUGGACCGAAAGGAGUACAGUUAGAAGAAAGUGAAUGUCCAUUAAGGGUAAAACAUCCACCAACAGGUGAAGAAUUUCCACUUGGUUGUGGCAUAUGCCGGAAUAUUCAUACAUUUUGA